Molecule: messenger RNA, 3726 nt
Organism: Closterium sp. NIES-65
Lineage: Eukaryota; Viridiplantae; Streptophyta; Zygnematophyceae; Desmidiales; Closteriaceae
Source: the annotation of a GenBank genome assembly
AUGGCUCUGAUCGGACGGCGAGGUCUUUUCCCAUGUCCGUCUUUGUCACCUCUCCGCCUCCCCUCUUCACGUCGUCCCACCCCUCUCUCCCCCUUCCUCCCCCUCUCUUCUCGCUCUCCCCCUCUCUUGCCCGCUCCCCCCUCUCUUCCCCUCUCUCCCCCGCUCUCCCCCUCUCCCCCGCUCUCCCCCUCUCUCCCCCGCUCUCCCCCUCUCCUCCCCGCCCCUCCUUCCUGGCAGCUGGCGGACGAAUCCGUGGCUGCCACGUGUAUCAAUACCAUCCGCAUGCUGGUGGUCGAUGCAGUCAACAACGUCAACGCGGGGCACCCCGGGUCCGCCAUGGGGUUGGCGCCACUUGGCGCGCUGCUAUUCGCCGAGGAGAUGCGCUUCGACCCCGCCGAUCCCGCGUGGCCCAAUCGCGACCGCUUCAUCCUGAGCAACGGCCACGUGUGUCUGCUGCAGUACUGCCUGCUUCAUCUAACGGGAUACGAUCUCCAGAUGGAGGACCUGAAGCGGCUGGCGAAGCUGGGGAGCAAGACGCCAGGGCACCCGGAGAACACACUCACACCAGGGAUAGAGGUCACCACAGGUCCCCUGGGGCAGGGCUUUGCGAAUGCGGUGGGGGUGGCGGCAGCAGAGGCGCACCUGGCUGCUCGCCUCAACACUGUUGACUUCCCUGACCUCAUUGACCACCACACUCGUCCUAAUGCUUGUCGUAUCGUAUGUGCUUCUCGCUACAGUCUCGAAUCCUCGCCUUGCCUCCUCCCCUGCGUGUUGCCCGUGCGCCUGCCGUCCAGGUUCGUUGUAUUUGGCGACGGCUGUGCCAUGGAGGGCGUGGUGAAUGAGGCAGCGUCCCUGGCGGGCCACUGGGGGCUGGGCAAGCUCAUCGCCUUUUACGACUCCAACCAGGUCACCAUAGACGGCAGCACGGACCUUGCCUUCUCAGAGGACGCCCUGGGCCGCUUUGCCGCGCUGAGGUGGCACGUGCAGCGAAUCACACUACGUGAUGCGGCUGACCUGGAUAACCUGCGAGCCACCAUUCAAGCCGCCAAGAACGAAGCCCACCGGCCAUCCCUCAUUCAAGUGGACACGGUGAUUGGGUUCGGUUCGCCUAAGAAGCAGGGCACCAGCGCGGCCCACCAUGGGGCGUUUGGGCCCGAGGAGACUGAAGCUAUUCGGAAGACGCUCAAAUGGCACUACAGCGACCCGUUCACUGUUCCAGAGGAGGUUUACCGGGUCAUGCAUAGCGCGGCUGCGCGGGGCCAAUUAGAAGCUGCCAGCUGGAGGGAUCAAGCGGCACAGUACCGGCAGCGCCACCCGGACCGGGCGGUGCUUUUGGACGCACUCACGGUGCCUGGGCGGCUGCCAGCUGGCUGGGAGGACUCAUUGCCGCACUUCGAACCAUCAACUCCGCCUGAUGCUACCCGCGGUUACUCAGAGGCAUGUCUGAAUGGCCUCGUGCACUCGCUGCCGAACCUUUUGGGCGGCAGUGCUGACCUGGCAUCCUCCAAUAAGGUGGCAUUCCACGGGCUGUCGGUCUUCUCCCGGGAGUGCUUUGGGGGGCGCAACUUCCACUACGGCGUGCGCGAGCAUGCCAUGGCUGCAAUAAGAAACGGCCUCGCCCUGAACUCACAGGCGCUCAUGCCAGUGGCUGCCGCACACCGCACGCUGCACCUUGCUUUCACGCGCCAUAAGAAAAAUCUCAGCCUCACCCUCCCCAACCCUCUCAUCCCCCCCUCCAGCAACGGCCUUGCUCUGCACUCACGGGCGCUCAUUCCAGUGGCCGCCACCUUCCUUGUCUUUCCUGACAACCUGCACCCCCCAAAUUUCUUUCCUCUCCCUCUCUCCCCCCCUCCCCCCUCCCCCCUCCCCCCGCCCCCCCCCCCCAGCAACGGUCUCGCCCUGCACUCACGCGCGCUGAUCCCAGUGGCCGCCACCUUCCUUGUCUUUUCUGACUACAUGCGGCCGGCGCUGCGCCUCGCCGCCCUCUCUGCCGCCCGGGUGCUCUUUGUCUUUACCCACGAUUCCAUCGGGCUGGGGGAGGACGGCCCAACGCACCAGCCAGUGGAGCACAUCCCAUCCCUCCGGGCAAUCCCCAACCUCCACGUCAUCCGCCCCGGCGACGCCACCGAGACAGCUGGCGCCUACGUGGUGGCGAUCCGGCGCAGCGUGGGGCCCACGGCGAUCCUGCUGUCCCGUCAGAAGCUGACAGCUCAGCUCCGGGGGUCGUGCAGGGAGGGGGUGUUGAGGGGGGGAUAUGUGCUGGGAGGUGGGGGAGGGGAAGGGGAGGAGGGAGUGGGGGAGAAGUAUGGAGGGAAGAAGGGAGAUGAGGGAGAGGGAGGAGGUGGUGCUGGAUUGGAUUUGAUUCUGAUUGGGUCGGGAUCAGAGCUGGUGCUCUGUCAGGAGGCUGCUGAGAAACUUUGCCACGAAGGGUACAGCGUGCGGGUGGUGUCACUCCCCUGCUGGGAGCUCUUCAGGCAGCAGCCUAGGGAGUAUCGGGACGCUGUGCUGCCGCCACGUGUCACCAAACGACUGGCUGUUGAGGCUGCUCGCUCCCAGGGCUGGUGCGAGUGGGUGGGACCUGAGGGGUCUGUCCUCUCUGUUGAGCGAUUCGGCUACAAGUCCACUGCUCGCAUCCCCUCCUCUCACACCCCUCUUCCCACAACCCUCCUUCCACACCUUUUCUCCCACACCUCUCCUUCCACACCCCUUCUCCCACACCUCUCCUUCCACACCCCUUCUCCCACACCUCUCCUUCCACACCCCUUCUCCCACACCUCUCCUCCUACCCCCCGGCUCCCACAACUACACUCACCCCACACACCCCUAGCCCCAUACACACCCCUCAUCCCACACCUUUCAACCCACGCAUCCCAUCUCCUCCACCCCCUCCUUCCCGAUCCCCCUCCCCUCACACCCCUCCUCCCACACCCACACGUCCUCACCCCAUCCUCACCCCAUCCUCACCCAUCCUCACCCCAUCCUCACCCAUCCUCACCCCAUCCUCACCCCAUCCUCACCCAUCCUCACCCCAUCCUCACCCAUCCUCACCCCAUCCUCACCCCAUCCUCACCCAUCCUCACCCCAUCCUCCUGUGCUCACACACCUUCUCCCAGACCCUUCUCCCCGCACUCCCUUUCCUCUGUUGUACCCCUCAACCCACGCCCCUCCUCCCACACAUUCUUACUCCACACACCCCUUCCACUCCAUCUCCUUGCACUCCCUCCCCCACACUCCUCUCUCUUUCCCUCUGCUCCCCACACUCCCACUUACCCUCCUUGCUCAUUCCCUUCCCUUCCCUGCCCUGAACCUAGCCCGGCUCUCAUGCUGUCCAUCACACAGGCUGCUCUCAUGCUGUCCAUCACACAGGCUGCUCUCAUGCUGUCCAUCACACAGGCUGCUCUCAUGCUGUCCAUCACACAGGCUGCUCUCAUGCUGUCCAUCACACAGGCUGCUCUCAGCAGACUGUCCGCUGGGAGGGCGGCACCUGGCAGUGCUGCUGCCGGGGCUACAGAAGGGGGUGUGGUGGGAAUGGGGAUUGUGCUGCAGCAGGGGGUGUGGCAGGGGUUGGCAGUGGUGCAGUGGGUACGGCAGGUGUUAGUGGUGGUGCUACAGCAGAGGCAGGAAGCGCAGGUGGAAAGGGCAAGGCAUGUGGCCGCGACGAUGGAGGCAGGUGCUGUGGUGAGACGGUGUCGGAAAGGCUCGCAGAGGCACACGCAGCAGCACUAA